UGAACUUUCAGAUGAACCGAAUUGUUUCGUAUGUCCCGGUCCAAGGACUGUCAUAAGGACUGCUUUGGUAGCAAAAUGUCUAAAAAAAUAUUUUUUCUACAGCCUGUAAGCGACAGCUGAUGAAGUAUUUCUGUUCCCAGAUGUACAUCAUCCAAUUAUAGAUAUGAUUUAGUGAUCUCCAAACUUUCAAGAACCUACUGACCUUUUUGCUAGUUUACUGCUGAGACUAAAAGUAUACCACGGCCAAACAUACAAUCGCUUAUUCUCAUUGUAGUUAAUUAUACGAUAAGACACCUACUUCCGUAAACAAUGGCCUUAUACAAAUCGCAGUGAAACAAUAAGUCGCCUACACGCGUUUCGAAAUUGGGACAACAGCUUUUAACAUAUGAUCUUCACAAGUUUGUAAAUAUAAUCAAAAUACCCGUUAUGGCAAGCGCUUCGUUUCAGCUGCCUUGCGCAUCGCAGAGCUUAGGUACAGUCAACAGUUUGGUGUCUACGUUGGUCCAAACACUGCUAACAGCACAAUGUGCUAUUUCAGCAGAGCCGAAUUGGCCAAAGGAUUAUGGUGAUACGGCCAUAAAGGAAGGACUUGGAAAAUACGAUUUCAUUGUGGUAGGCGCCGGUACAGCAGGUUCGGUGGUGGCAAGUCGUUUGAGUGAAAAUCCCAAGUGGAAAGUGUUGGUGUUGGAAGCUGGCGACGACCCUCCACAAGAGUCAGAGAUACCUAGCUUGACUAGUACUGUACAGCAAAGCCCUUACACCUGGAGUUACUAUUCCGAACCGCUUGCGCACGUUUGUCAGGGGCUUAUCCACCGCCUCUGCUUUCAUCCACGCGGAAAGGCUAUAGGUGGUUCGGGCGCAAUCAACGGAAUGAUGUACGUGGAAGGACAUCGCAAGGAUUUCGACGAUUGGCUGGCCGCAGGCAACACAAAGUGGGGCUGGGCGGAUGUCAAGCGCUAUUAUGAGAAAGCGGUGCGCCCAGUGGGCAAUGCCACACAUCCAAAAGGAUAUGUAGUGCUGAACGAGAAUUACUCAGACCAAAAAUUGGUAAUAGGCAACGUGAUCUUCAAUGCCACCGCAGAGUUGGGCUUACCACGGUUGGGAAAGCUGGAGAAUGGCAUAGAAAUAGGUACAAUGUAUUUGCCAGUAACGGCGAGAGUUGGUAGACGGAUGUCCACGGGCAAAGUGCAUUUGGCGAAAGUGUCCGGGCGUCCCAAUUUGCACGUGAUAAAAAAUGCGCAUGUGCGCAAGAUACACUUCGAACGUGGCGGUAAGGUAGCCACCAAGGUAACGUUUCUGCUGCGUGGCGUGCAUGAGCUAAGCGCCGAAGUGCACAAAGAGGUAGUGCUUUCAGCUGGUGCUAUAGAUUCACCAAAGUUGUUGCUUUUAUCCGGUGUGGGCCCGCGCAAGCAUCUCAAAGAGUUGCGCAUUUCGGUGGUGCGCGACUUGGCGGUUGGCGCGAAUUUGUGCGAUCAUGUUAUCACUACGAUCUUUUUCAGAUUACCCAAUAACACCUUAGUUGAGCCCAGUCAUCAUAGUUUGCGCCCAACAGAUGCCAUCUAUGAUUAUCUAAUACAUAAUCGAGGCAAUUUGAGCGGCAUUCCCAGUGGUCUUACGUCUUUCCUAAAUACCAAAGGUGACAGCUCUGUUCCAGACAUAGAGUUCCAUUAUAAUCUCUAUCGAAGUGAAAAUAGGCAACUCUUCCUAGGUCACAUGGCCAGGCGUAAUGAAAAGAUAAUUGCAAGCAUAAAUCAGAAUUUCAAGGACUCGCAUUUGAUAAACUUUAUGUUGAUACUCGCCAAACCGCGUUCCGUUGGCAAAUUGCGACUACGCAGUGCCGAUUAUCUAGAUGCGCCACGCAUGUACUCCAAUUACCUUGAUGAUCCUGAAGAUAUAGCGACUAUGCUUCGCGGUAUCCGCUUUCUUGAAAGUCUGGAGCGCACGAAGACCAUGCGCGCACUUAAUGCAACUUUGCUUCAUAUACCGUGUGACGAAUGCGACAGCUAUAAGUACCGUUCGGACGCCUAUUGGCGCUGUUACAUCAAAUAUAUGGGAGAGGGAGGUUUUCACCACGUUGGCACUGUGAAAAUGGGUCCAAAGAGCGAUCGGGACGCAUGUGUCAACCCACGCCUACUAUUGCAUGGCGUACAGAAUUUACGUGUAGCGGAUGCCAGCAUUAUGCCGGAUGUACCACGGGGCAAUACGAAUGCGCCGGCGAUUAUGAUCGGCGAGCGCGCGGCAGUAUUUAUAAAGGAGGAUUGGAACGAGUGCACGGAGCUGGUGGAGCCGAAGUGAGAAUAACAAUAUAAAAAUAAAAUCCAAUAAAUAACUAACUUAAUUAUAUUUACUGGGCAAUGAAGUCUCAAACCGAGUGGAAGUUUGGGUUUAAAGAGGGGAAAAAUAAAUAAACAAGGUAACUGUGUAGUAGGAAUUUUCGGCAUUCGAACGCAAACAUCCAUCUUAAAUUUUUAAUUAUUGUAGCUGAGCUAAAAUAGACUUGUGUGUUUACGUCUAUUUCUUCUGUGAAUAUGUGGUGUGUCCAUACAAUAAAACCUAGGAGACUAAAAGCGGUCAUUGGCC
Messenger RNA from Bactrocera tryoni, 2580 nucleotides. Its product is annotated as glucose dehydrogenase [FAD, quinone]-like. Lineage: Eukaryota; Metazoa; Arthropoda; Insecta; Diptera; Tephritidae. The record is from RefSeq and is a predicted model, not a curated record. Gene Ontology annotation, molecular function: ecdysone oxidase activity; flavin adenine dinucleotide binding. The transcript has 2 exons. Bases 427 to 2295 code for a protein of 622 amino acids.